GUCAACGGUAACCAACUCUCUCUCUCCCUAAAACGGAGGAAGAGAAUCUAAUUGGUAAACAGCUCUGUUUCACGGUCAGAAACAGGGACUCUUGUGCUCGAAAACUGAGGAAGAGAGUUGGAAAAUGAAAUCCGAGACUCUGACGCUGGUGCUGGUGAAUCUGGCGAGUAUUAUGGAGAGGGCCGACGAGUCACUGCUGCCCGGGGUUUACAAGGAGGUCGGGGCCGCUCUUCACACCGACCCUACUGGGCUGGGUUCCCUCACUCUGUUUCGAUCCAUAGUUCAGUCCUCUUGUUACCCACUCGCCGCUUACCUUGGUAUGCAUUACAACCGUGCCCACGUCAUUGCUCUCGGCGCUUUUCUCUGGGCCGCCGCCACCUUUCUCGUUGCCAUCUCCUCCACCUUCUUCCAGGUGGCAGUUUCAAGAGGUUUAAAUGGGAUUGGACUUGCCAUAGUGACGCCUGCUAUUCAGUCCCUUGUUGCUGACUCAACUGAGGAUAGCAACCGUGGUACUGCCUUUGGAUGGCUACAAUUAACAGGAAACUUUGGCUCCAUAAUUGGUGGGUUGUGUUCUGUAUUGUUAGCAUCGACAUCAUUCAUGGGCAUCCCUGGUUGGAGAAUUUCUUUCCAUCUGGUUGGACUAAUAAGUGUCGUAGUAGGAAUUUUGGUCCGCCUUUUUGCCAAGGACCCAAACUUUUCUGACACUAAUAGAGCUCAAGAUCGAACUCAACGUAAGCCUUUUUGGUCAGAAAUUAAAGACCUAAUUAAAGAAGCAAAGUCUGUGAUGAAAAUCCCAUCUUUCCAGAUAAUUGUGGCUCAAGGUGUCUCUGGAUCAUUCCCCUGGUCAGCCUUGUCUUUUGCCACUAUGUGGUUAGAGCUUAUAGGCUUCUCCCAUAAAACAACAGCAUUCCUUUGGAUGCUCUUUAUAAUUGCCGGUUCACUUGGAGGUCUGUUUGGAGGGAAAAUGGGAGACUUGCUUGCGAAACGCUUUCCUAAUUCAGGGAGAAUAAUCCUUUCACAGAUAAGCUCAGGUUCUGCCAUUCCUUUGGCGGCCAUAUUGCUGCUGGCAUUACCUGAUGAUCCAUCCACGGCAUUCAUGCACGGGCUGGUCUUGUUCAUUAUGGGAUUGAGCAUAUCCUGGAAUGCUCCAGCAACUAACAAUCCCAUAUUUGCAGAAAUAGUACCUGAGAAGUCUCGAACGAGCAUCUAUGCUUUGGAUCGAUCUUUUGAGUCCAUAUUAGCUUCAUUUGCUCCCCCUAUAGUUGGGAUUUUGGCUCAGCAUGUUUAUGGUUAUAAACCAGUUCCAAAAGGAUUACCAGAUGCUGAAGAGAUAGAAACAGAUAGAGAGAAUGCCAUGGCACUUGCCAAAGCGCUCUAUACAGCAAUUGGUGUACCAAUGGCGAUAUGUUGCUUCAUCUACUCCUUCCUUUAUUGCACAUACCCAAGAGACAGGGAACGGGCAAGAAUGCAGGAGUUAAUAGAGUUGGAAAUGCAACAGUUAGAGGAAGAUAAUCCCCCUUCAAGAGAAGAGUACUCUGAAAUUCAUGUUUCAGAAACAAAAGAGCUGAAUAAGGAAACAAGUGACAUCAACACAGAUUUCAGAGGAGAUGAAGGUCUUGAUUUGGACGAUAAUGAUGAGAAGUAUUUGCUUUCACAUCAACUAACAUUCUCAAAAAUGGGAGAAUAAUAAAUCAGUUGAAUCAAAAGCUGAUUCAAAUGAUGAAGAAGCUUCACCAAUACACUACGUCCAUUACGGUUCUCAGUUGAUGGAGAUCCGUUCAAGUUCACAAGCAAGAGACAUUUGCAUGUCAUAAUCACUCGUGGGUUAAUUUGGGAGAUCACUGGGUAUUUAAGAAACAGUAAGUACAGUGGCGAAUAUGUCAUUGGUUUAACUUUAUGAUCUCAAUCUCAUGACUAUACUGUCUUUUUUUUUUUUUUUCCUUGUAAUACUCAUCCAUGUCAUUGUAGUUAUUGAUGAGGAAAUUAUCUUUAUACAGAUUCAAAACACAUUUUGAAUCGCAAGGUUUGGCGCAGAUUGUAGUCGUUUUUACUCUUGUGACAUAAGAUGUGAAGUUUUUACUCUUCU
Juglans regia (Persian walnut) is the source of this 2086-nucleotide messenger RNA. RefSeq lists its product as uncharacterized. Gene Ontology annotation, molecular function: transmembrane transporter activity. Bases 125 to 1687 code for a protein of 520 amino acids. Gene Ontology annotation, biological process: transmembrane transport. Gene Ontology annotation, cellular component: membrane. NCBI's taxonomy places the organism in Eukaryota, Viridiplantae, Streptophyta, Magnoliopsida, Fagales, Juglandaceae. The transcript is spliced from 3 exons. The record is from RefSeq and is a predicted model, not a curated record.